AUGACAAACACAUUCUUAUUUCUCCUCUUUUGUUCCUUGAUUAGAUCUUCAGCUUCAAACAAGAAUGCUCUUCAUGACUAUCAUCAUCUUCAAAGAGGCUCUUCUUUAUCUGUUGCUGAUGCUUCACACCUCUUAACUUCCCCAGACAAAUCUUUUACUUGUGGUUUCUAUAACUUCCAACGAAACGCUUACUGGUUCGCAAUCUGGUUCACAAACUCCAAAGACCGAACCGUGGUUUGGACAGCCAACCGCAACACUCCUGUCAACGGUCGUGGCUCAAAGGUUACGUUUCGGAGCAACGGAGCCAUGGUUUUGACUGAUGUGGAUGGCAUGGUUGUAUGGGAGACAAACACAACGUCGACGAAUGUAAAUAGCGCGAUGUUGCUUGAUACAGGUAAUUUCGUAUUGAAGAACCAUAAAGGUCAGAUUCUUUGGCAAAGUUUUGAUUAUCCAACAGACACACUUUUGCCUUCUCAAACACUAACAAAAAGCAAAAACUUGAUAUCUGCUUCAAGAAAAGGAAGUCUUGAAUCUGGGUAUUUCCAUUUGAGUUAUAACAGUAUUAAUGUUUUAACAAUGGUCUACGAUGGCCCAGAUAUAUCAAGUGUGUACUGGCCUAGUCCUGAUCCUGGUUUUAAUGUUUGGGCUUAUGGAAGAACCUCCUAUAAUAGUAGCAGAAUUGCAACCUUUAAUGAUUUCGGCGUGUUUACCUCGAGCGAUAGGUUGCAAUUCAGUGCUCUAGAUAUGGGUCUUGGGAUCAAAAGGAGACUAACCAUGGACUAUGAUGGUAAUCUCAGAAUUUAUAGCUUGAACGAAUCAACUGGAUUAUGGUCGAUAUCAUGGCAAGCUCUUGCACAACCAUGCACCGUUCAUGGAAUUUGUGGGAGAAAUGGGAUUUGUAUACAUGGAGAAAAACCGAGAUGUUCGUGCCCGCCUGGUUACGAGUGGAGCAACCCUACUGAUUUAACUCAAGGAUGCAAGCCUACUUUCAAGAAAAGAUGUAAAAACUCAACAAGGUUUGGAUUUUUAGGACUGCCGUAUACAGAUUACUAUGGGUUUGAUCUAAAUUUUUCAUCAUCCAUUUCUUUCGAAUCUUGUAGAGAUAUCUGCUUGAAAGAUUGUGGUUGUGAAGCAUUUAGUUAUAGGCGAACUGGUGAAGGUAAUUGCUUCGCUAAAAGUGUCCUCUUCAAUGGCCUCCAAUCAUCUAAUUUUCCAGGAACCCUAUAUUUGAAAGUACCAAUAGGCAUGGAAACACUAGACAAUAUCCUUUCUGGUUUUGAGCCCACAUGUGUGGAUACUACCAUUGUCGUGGGUUCAUCAUCUAUGUACGGAUCAUCUGACAAAAAGGUGAAAUGGGUUUCUCUUUACUCCUCUUUGGCUAUUGGUGUGGUUGAAUCUUUAGCCAUCUUAUUUGCAUGGUGGCUUUUCUAUGGGAACAACGAACUCAUAGCCAACCUAGAAUACGGGUAUUGUAUGAUAUCAAGUCAAUUCAGGGGUUUUAGUUAUCAAGAAUUGAUGAAAGCGACACAAGACUUUAAGGUAGAGAUAGGGCGAGGAGGCUCUGGGGUCGUGUAUAAAGGGGUUCUUGAAGACGAAAGGGUGGUGGCUGUGAAAAGACUCGAGGAUGUGAGUGGAGGAGAGUUUUCGACAGAGAUAAGCACCAUCGGUCAAAUUAAUCACAUGAAUCUAGUCCGAAUGUGGGGAUUCUGCUCGGACAAAAAACAUAGACUUAUAGUUUAUGAGUAUGUGGAAAAUCUCUCUCUUGACAAGAGAUUGUUUUCCUCGAGUUUUCUUCAAUGGGAUGAACGUUUCAAAGUUGCCAUUGGCAUAGCAAAAGGUUUGGCUUAUCUACACCAUGAGUGCCUAGAGUGGGUUAUCCAUUGUGAUGUAAAGCCCGAAAACAUUCUUUUAGAUGGUGCACUUGAACCAAAGAUUGCAGAUUUUGGUUUGGCAAAGUUGUCUCGAAGAGGUGGACAAAAUUCGGAGUUCACUAGGAUUAGAGGGACGAAAGGAUAUAUGGCUCCAGAAUGGGCACAUAACCUGCCCAUCACAGCCAAAGUCGAUGUGUAUAGCUAUGGGGUUGUGGUUUUAGAACUUGCAAAAGGUAUUCGGGUUUCUAGUAUAAUUGUACAUGAAGGAGAAGAGGAAGUAUCAGAGCUCAUGAGGCUUUUAAAGGUAACAAGAAGAACUAUUCAAGAAGAAAAUGAGUUAUGUUUAGAAGAGAUUAUUGAUCCACGGUUGGAAGGGUUAUUUAAUAAGCAACAAGCUAAAAAACUGGUUGAAAUCGGUCUCAGUUGUGUGGAGGAGGACAGAAAUAAAAGGCCAACAAUGGAUCUGGUAGUCCAAAUUCUAAAUGAUUGUGAGAGUCAGUAA
Messenger RNA from Cynara cardunculus var. scolymus (artichoke), 2373 nucleotides. RefSeq names its product putative receptor protein kinase ZmPK1. Bases 1 to 2373 code for a protein of 790 amino acids. The transcript is spliced from 2 exons. Gene Ontology annotation, biological process: protein phosphorylation; recognition of pollen. Gene Ontology annotation, molecular function: protein serine/threonine kinase activity; ATP binding. The record is from RefSeq and is a predicted model, not a curated record. NCBI's taxonomy places the organism in Eukaryota, Viridiplantae, Streptophyta, Magnoliopsida, Asterales, Asteraceae.